AUGGCAUCUCUGGCACGUCUGUCGCCCAGGAUCAUGGCGUCCUCUAAACCCAAUGGUGCCUCGCAGAGGCUUGCAGCCAUCUCUCGCCAAUUUUCCUCGACGCCGGUAGUAGGUGCAGAGAUCAAGAAGCUGGGUGUAAUUGGCGCCGGGCAGAUGGGUCUCGGAAUAGCCCUCGUAGCAGCACAGCGAGCACAAGUCCCCGUUACGUUAGUGGAUACCUCGCAGCAGGCACUCGACAAAGGUCUCGCAUUUGCAGACAAGCUCCUUGCGAAAGAUGUCUCGAAACAAAAGAUCACAGAGGAAAUCGCCAAGUCCACAAGAGAACGAUUGACGGGCACGACGAGGAUGGAGGAUCUCUCCGAUGUCGACAUGAUUAUCGAAGCCGUCCCCGAAAUCCCUGCACUCAAAGAAAAGAUAUUCGCACAAAUAGCUGAAAUAGCACCCAAACAUGCGAUCCUGGCCACCAACACCUCGAGUAUCAGCAUCACCAAGAUCGCCCGCGCGACGUCCAAAGACCCCACCGACACAUCUGCAUCCUCCCGGGUAGUUUCCACCCAUUUCAUGAACCCCGUUCCCAUCCAGAAAGGCGUGGAGAUCAUUUCCGGUCUGCAGACUUCGCCCGAAACUCUCAAGGCCGCCGUGGCAUUCUGCGAGAAAAUGGGCAAGAUCCCCUCCGUCUCAGCUGACGUUCCAGGCUUCCUGGCCAACCGAAUCCUGAUGCCGUACAUCAACGAGGCCAUCAUCUGCUUGGAACAGGGUAUCGGUACAAAGGAAGACAUUGACAGCAUCAUGAAAAACGGAACCAAUGUCCCCAUGGGUCCAUUGGUCUUGGCUGAUUUUAUUGGUCUCGACACAUGCCUCUCCAUCAUGGAGACUCUCCACGCUGGUCUUGGAGACAGCAAGUAUCGACCGGCUGUGCUCUUGAGACAAUACGUUGAUGCAGGCUGGCUAGGGAAGAAGAGCGGCAAAGGAUUCUACGACUACAAGUGA
Messenger RNA from Exophiala bonariae, 990 nucleotides. RefSeq lists its product as uncharacterized. The coding region runs from base 1 to 990 and encodes 329 amino acids. NCBI's taxonomy places the organism in Eukaryota, Fungi, Ascomycota, Eurotiomycetes, Chaetothyriales, Herpotrichiellaceae. The transcript is spliced from 2 exons. Gene Ontology annotation, molecular function: NAD+ binding; oxidoreductase activity, acting on the CH-OH group of donors, NAD or NADP as acceptor. Gene Ontology annotation, biological process: fatty acid metabolic process. The record is from RefSeq and is a predicted model, not a curated record.